Messenger RNA from Phyllostomus hastatus (greater spear-nosed bat), 723 nucleotides. It is a transcript of the gene NAA38, whose product is annotated as N-alpha-acetyltransferase 38, NatC auxiliary subunit. The transcript is spliced from 2 exons. Gene Ontology annotation, molecular function: RNA binding. The coding region runs from base 147 to 677 and encodes 176 amino acids. The record is from RefSeq and is a predicted model, not a curated record. Gene Ontology annotation, cellular component: NatC complex. Lineage: Eukaryota; Metazoa; Chordata; Mammalia; Chiroptera; Phyllostomidae.
GUGAUCUCGCGAAAGAAAAGCUACCUGGAGAGCUCGCGAUAUCUCAGACCACCAGACCCGAAAGAUUCUCAGAGAGUUGAAGGGCCUGGAGGAGGCCCCGGGACAAAUGGCCGGAGCUGGACCGACCAUGUUGCUACGAGAGGAGAAUGGUUGUUGCAGCCGGCGUCAAAGCAGCUCCAGUGCUGGGGUUAGCGCGGGCUCGGGUUCCGAGAUUGAGGGGCAGUCGGGGAGUAAGGGGGGCGGGGCAUGGAGGGGGGACUGCAGCUCCCGGCAGCCUCUGGGAUUCAUGUGAGCGCCCCGCGGACUGUCGGGAGCUGUGGUUCCGUGGGCGGGCUGCUACCCGGGCGGUGCGAUUUGAGCGCGUGUCCUGCCCUGCGCAGGACUCAGACGGGGAGCGCGAGGACUCGCCAGCUGCGCGCGCCCGGCGGCAGCUGGAGGCUCUACUGAACAAGACUAUGCGCAUUCGCAUGACAGAUGGACGGACACUGGUCGGCUGCUUCCUCUGCACCGACCGGGACUGCAAUGUUAUCCUAGGUUCCGCGCAGGAGUUCCUCAAGCCUUCGGAUUCCUUCUCUGCUGGGGAACCCCGUGUGCUGGGCUUGGCCAUGGUACCAGGACAUCACAUCGUUUCUAUUGAGGUGCAAAGAGAGAGCCUGGCGGGGCCUCCCUAUAUCUAACCACGAUCGCGCAUGCCUUUCAGACUUCAUUAAAUUUGUAACCGAA